AUGGAAAUAGGAACCAAAGGACCAUCACCUCCACCAACCGAUCAUCCACCUCCACCAACUGAUCAUCCACCUCCGCCAACUGAUCAUCCACCUCCACCAACCGAUCAUCCACCUCUACCAACCGAUCAUCCACCUCUACCAAGCGAUCAUCCACCUCCACCAACCGAUCAUCCACCUCCACCAACUGAUCAUCCUCCCGAUGAUUUGAAUCGAGUAAAACAAGUAAUGGAAUGUUGUUUCACAGCUGCUUUAUCAUCUCAAGACCAUAAAGGAUUCUUACCGUUGGGGUGAAGGACAAGCUACCUCCCUG
This is a messenger RNA of Lytechinus variegatus (green sea urchin), 310 nucleotides long. Its product is annotated as extensin-like. Bases 1 to 291 code for a protein of 96 amino acids. The record is from RefSeq and is a predicted model, not a curated record. The transcript has 2 exons. NCBI's taxonomy places the organism in Eukaryota, Metazoa, Echinodermata, Echinoidea, Temnopleuroida, Toxopneustidae.